CUUUUGCUUUUGCUUUCCCGUUAUCACUCACUCAACACACAUCUGACAUCACUCACUCACUCACUCACUCUCACUAGCUCGCUCUCUGUUUUCUUUUCCCGCGAUUUCCUUCGCGCGAGAGAUCAAGAUCGAAAUCGCCGGCAAGAGAAUGAGCAAAUCCGAUCGCCGUCCUCGCCGCGACGUAGGGUUCCGAUUCUUCCCCACCGACGAGGAGCUCGUCGUGAAUUACCUUCUCAGCAAGCUGAUCGGAGUCCCGCCCCCCUCCGGCGACUACGUCAACGACUGCGACCUCUACGGCGACCUCGAGCCAUGGGAGAUCUGGCACAAGUUCCGAGGCCGCGGCUGCGAAGAAGAAGAAGACGAAGAUGCCGCCGACAACGAUCUCUACUUCGUCACGCCGUUGAAGAAGAGAACCGCCACCGGGUUGAGGAUCGACCGCAGCGUCGGAUCCAACGGCGGGAGUUGGCACGGGGAGGAUUCCGGCAAGGAGGGGCAGACACCCGACGGGCUGGUUUCGUGGACCGUGAAGAGGUUUAGCUACAGGCCCAAGAAGAGCAAAGGCGGGCAGGAGAAGAAUGGGCCUGGGCCGACGACGUCGACUUCGUGGAUCAUGCACGAGUACUGCCUUCUGGACCGGCCCAUUCCCUUUCUUGGGCUGGACUCUGCUGCAGCGACAAGGCUCGCGGUCUGCCGGAUUAGGAAGAAGCCGGAUUCUAGUUCCAGGAAGAGGAAGAACAACAACAAGGGACCCAAAGUGAUUUUUAUCGAUCUCGAGGAUGAUGAUUACAACGACGUCGUAGAGGCGGAAUCGUCAACAAUCGACAACAAGCGUCAGAAGGCCGAUACGACGUCGUUUCAAGCGGAGACUGAAAGUUGCUCGUCGGAGGUAAAAGAAGGAUGCGGCGGCGGAAACCACGACGAAGGAGCAGUAGCCUCGUACGUAGCAGAGCUUGAACGGAGCUUGUCGGAAGUAGAAGAAGACUGCGUCGUUGGAAACGUUAACGGCGGCGAAGAAGCAGUAUCCUCGUACGUGGCAGAGCUUGAAGGGUUCUUGUCGGAAGUAAGAGAAGACUGCGGCGGCGACAACGGUGGCGACGAAGGAGAACUAGAAGAAGCUUCGUUCGAUGCGGAGAUUGAAGAGUGCUUGGCGGAAUUAGAAGAAGAAGAAGAAGGCUGCUCCGGUGGGGACGACGGCGACGAAGAAGAGCUGGCCGCCUCUACGACGUCGGAUUUCGAAGCCCUGAUUCAGCAGUACUUUUCAGCGGGCGCGGCGCCGGGAGUAGUAGCGUCGUCGGUGGUCUCAGUCCACGGUUGAAGAAUGUUAACGAAUUGAAGUAAUUAAUUAAGGAUGUAUAUGUGUCGCAAUUUUUAGUGGUUUAAUUAAACAAUUUUUAGUAGCUUUCUUCGGGAGAUUGAUGCUCAGCAUGGAUAAUUAUGUAUGUAAAUGUGACAUUGGCAGCCAUUCCUGCCACUUAUUAAUUAAUGAAGUAUUGGAGUUACU
This is a messenger RNA of Linum trigynum, 1501 nucleotides long. NCBI's taxonomy places the organism in Eukaryota, Viridiplantae, Streptophyta, Magnoliopsida, Malpighiales, Linaceae. The record is from the annotation of a GenBank genome assembly.